Molecule: messenger RNA, 3578 nt
Organism: Toxoplasma gondii ME49
Lineage: Eukaryota; Apicomplexa; Conoidasida; Eucoccidiorida; Sarcocystidae
Product: transporter, solute:sodium symporter (SSS) family protein
Exons: 1
Coding region: 1500-3125 (541 amino acids)
Biological process (GO): transmembrane transport
Cellular component (GO): membrane
Molecular function (GO): transmembrane transporter activity
Source: RefSeq, a predicted model, not a curated record
GCGAAGAACGCUUCCAAGCACUCAGUGGGGAGGUAAACCGCAUCUGUGCUUGUUUCCUUCGUCCAGAAAACUAUCCCCGUGUAUUCUGCAUCGAUUUUCGACUCCCGCGAAAACCCAGGGAUGGGAACAGAGCGCCCCUUGUUCGCAGCCGCGUCUGUUGCUACCUUGGCGCGGUUCAGGGAGACCAGAACGGUACUGGUCUGUCUGUCUGUUUCCUAAUUGGUGCUACUUCUGUUCUCUGUUCAUUUCUUCAACCAGAGCAGCAGCUCUUCCAGUGCGUGUGGAAACUCGGACUCCGUAGCUCUUUCCACGGGGGAACCUCCCCAAUAGAUGACCGAUUUGCGGGGCGCCAGUGUAAUCCUCUAGUUGCACCCUGAUGUUGAGCAAGAAGGUAGUUCCCUUCUUCAACCCGCGAAGACAACGUUACUGUUUUUGCUUCCUCUCUGCACACCUGUGAACAUAAUCUCUGGAGCCGCCCCUAUUUUUUGGUGCACGUGGCAAGGCAUUUCCUCCGAGGCAAAGUUGUCGUGCAAACUGUCUGUUUGCCCUACAGUGGACAACGAGACGGUCGAAUGUUGCUAGCCAGCCGUCAGCAGUGGCACUUCGGCAGUGGGGUACAUGGACCAGCACCUGCUUGUCUAAAUGUUUCCGCCUCUCUCUAUUUCAACGUCAGCUGCUGUUUCUCGGUCAAACCGAACCUGUGAUGCCACCCUUUUUUGUCUCCCGAGUCAUGCUGAUGUCCCUCUACAAGGAGUCUCAUCCACUCUUGCUUCAGUAGUCUAUCAGGAUGAAAAAGGCACCGCAUUCCGCCGUCACUGUUGUCCCAUAAUCGAUGUAAUUCUUUUUUCGAUGCGUGAUAUCUUUUCCAUCCCACACUUGGAUCAGUUUGUAGGUCGUUUCUUCCGAUUGCAGCAUGCGUUGUUUUGCUCGUGUCUAUCCGCUAGUGCAGAUGUGCGUGUCGGUGCGAUACCUAGUCAGUUGUGGGGAUACGUCUGUGCCAUCCCUUGGCGGAAACGACCAGUUUCCUUAAUCGGCAGAAGUAGUCCUUUUCCCGCUUUUCCUGCGCAUCCACAGAUUCCUUCAGGGAUCAGGACGCUUUGUGUUUUUUCUUGGAGCCGGAUCGCGCUCAGGUGUUGUCUGUCAAUGCUCUUCCGUUGUACAGUUCCAAUUCGGACCAGCAAGGUCGGGGGCAUAGCUUCCGGAUUUUUUUGCCGUCGGGUGCUGUUGAUGUUAAAUUCCAGAAAUGCCGUUCUCCCCCACCAAGUUUAGACUGUGUUUUUCCUUUUCUCGGCACCCUUUGAUUUCUUGGUGACCUCCUGCCGAUCGCUCCGGUUACAUGUGGCAUCUCGCUCUCGGGAGCAGCGUCUUGCCUCAGGUGUUUCUAAAGUUUUUGCCAAUCGGCACUGCUCUGACUCGUCUCCCUUUGGGGCGUGUUUCGUCAUCUCCGCGAGGCUCUUCUUCUCGGGCUUGCUCCCUUCUCUCCUCGUCCGGCUGCGGAGAUGGCGUAUCUGGACUUGCCGGUCGCGUACAGUCUCUUGUACUCGACAGUGGCGUUCUUUGCUCUGGUUGUCUUCGUCUUGGAAGGUCGCCUCAAGGGGCGUUUCCUCGCGACUGUGAAGGAGAGUCUUUUCCACCCGAGCGAGGACCUGCUGUCGUCUCGCGGCAAGCAUGGGUGGUUCCCGCUGUGCAUCUCUCUCGUCGCGUCCUUUAUGGGCAACUGGGUCCUCUAUUUGCCUCCAGAUGUUGGUGCUCAGUACGGCUGGCCAGGAAUCACUGGGUACGCGUUUGCAUGCGGACUGCCCUACGUGCUGCUUCUGUGGUUUGCGCCGCAUGUCAAGCGCUUGACGCUGACGGACGGUUUUUCCGGAACUGACUAUCUGCUUUCGCGCUACGGCCGACUGGUCCAGGCUGCCGCCACCACGAUUUCGCUUCUCUAUAUGUUUUUCGCGCUCUCUGGUGAGCUGACGACCGUCGGCGUGACGAUGAACGCCGUUACGAAUGGCGCGUUUCCAGUCUUUGCGGGUGUGAUCCCCGUGGCGGUCGUGACGCUCGCGUACACUACGUACGGGGGCUUGCGUGCGUCGAUUUUGACGGACGUUUACCAAGGUCUCCUCGUCGUCGGCCUCGUCGUGCCGCUACUCAUCAUCGUCUUUUCGACUGCGCGCGACAACAUGUUUGUCGACAACGCCGCGACAGUAGCGGCGCCCUCGGGGUACAGCCAGUACAUCGCGGGCGGAGUGUUUCUGUUUUCCAUCUGGCCAAGUUUUCUCCUCGACCAAGGCAUUUGGCAGCGCGUCUGGGCCGCACGGUCUCUCACUGACAUCCGCAUCGCGUUCGCGGGCGCCGCGUUUGUCGCAUUCUCCUGCGUUUUCCUAUUUGGGAUGGUCGGAAUUGCCUGCAGAGACCAGGCCUUGUCUCAGGCGAUGCAGCGGCAAGAAGAAAAUGUGAGCAUUUUUGGGUACCUUGCGGAGACGCUGCCCGCCGGCUGGGUCGGUGUCUUGACUGUGCUCGCCAUCACGUGUGUCGCGUCCUCGGCUGACACGUACCAGACGGCGCUCGCGGUGGUCUUUGCACAAGAUUUACUUCGAAGCAAACGUUCAUUCAACUGGGCUCGCGUCCUCAUUGUGCUUCUGAACAUCCCCGCGAUCCUCGUCGCCUCGCUUCAGCUCGACCUCCUCACGCUGAACAUGACCGCGAACGUAUUGUGCGUCGUCGCGGCGGGACCGCUGCUCGCCAGCGUACAUGAAGACACGAAUUCCGUGGGGAUGGUUCUCGGCUUUUGCAUCUCGCUGCUCGCGUUCUUCACCUGCGGAUGGAUUUCGACCGGAGAGUUCAUGCAAGGCCUCGCCUUCAUCGCGCCAGUCGACUUUUCCGACACGCCGUACCUCGUUGCGUUCGUCGUCGUCCCGGUCCUGGGCGCCGUGACAGCCAUCACCACGAGCUGCGUGUACACCUGCAUACGCCACCGCUUUUUCCCGGGAGGCUCUUGCGGACUCAACGCCGCUUCCGUGGGUGUGGAACAGACGGGAAUGCCGACUGACGCGAGGCGGGAGGCUUCGAAGUCGCUCUCGCCUACGCAGCAGCAACAAGUCGAACUCGAACCCCCAGCCGCCCGGGCAGAAUAGACGGACUUCCGGAACUGGAAGGGAAGUAUACGGCAGUAGGACGAAAACAGGUGCCAAAAGAAGCUCUCUUUCCUGCUAGGCUGGCGCUGCGUUUUACCGAACAAACGCAAAUACUGGCAGAGGCAUGCAGAUUCUCCCCUUGUGGGUUGGGUCGGGGUCUGUGCAUGGAUGAAUCUGGGCACACCGACUUGUCUGCAUAUCGGAUGUCAGUUGUACAAAGCAUGCACACCCGCUGUGUGACAUAAGCAAACCGGAGCAUUUUAAUUUGAUUUCAGGUGUACCUUGGGCCAUUUUUUUCCUCAAUCCGUUCAACCGUGUUCAAUCAACGGGGAGUGGAUUGGUGCUUCUCGCGUUCGGCUAAAACGAUCGGAGAGUGUGUGACCUCAUUUUUGCUCAUUCUAUGUGCUCGAGGAAACUGCUGGACAUUCGAAGGGUUUUUAAAAUUGACCGUCG